AUGGGCAUAUUAACACCCGGUGGGGUGGUGAAUGCGAUGGCGUUCAUGGACAAUGGAUCCGAUACCACCUUGAUCAACAAACGGUUGACCGUAAAUCACAACAUCACCACCCAACCAUCUUCCCUGACGAUCAGCACGGUGAACGGCACCAAGGCGACGACCAGCGAUCAAGCAAACGUGACGUUAGUUUCUCUAGAUAAUGGUGAACAAGUAGAGAUGACGGAAGCUUUCACCAUCGCAGACUUGCCGAUGCAAGCAGUGGAAUCAAUCGGGGAAUUAGCAACGCGCUGGCCGCGCCUGCGAGGCUUGUGUUUCGAAGAAGCCGACUCUCCCGAAGUAGAUUUGCUAAUAGGGUGUGACGUGCCCGAAGCACACUGGGUCCUGGAGCAGAGACUGAGCGGCAGGAAAGAACCAUAUGCUGCUCGCACCGUAAUCAGAUGGACGUUGUUUCGACCACUUCAGGCGAAAAAUCGUAAACCGUUAUCAGUUAACUUCACCAACACCACUGCUAGCAACAAUACGGUCGAACAGUCUCUCCAAAGAAUGUAUGAUAACUAG
Echinostoma caproni is the source of this 558-nucleotide messenger RNA. The record is from the annotation of a GenBank genome assembly. NCBI's taxonomy places the organism in Eukaryota, Metazoa, Platyhelminthes, Trematoda, Plagiorchiida, Echinostomatidae.